GACGGUUCCAGGAAGGAAGAAUCACCCAUUCAGGACGGUUGGUUUUGUUGUUGCAAUAAUAUGAACAGAACUUCCUGAUUCACUGCAUGCGUUUCCUUCUGCUAAUGCUCUUUUCCUAACGCUGAGUGACCCAGGUUUAUAGAAAACAACGAACAUUUUAAGAUGGGAUACAUGACAGUAGAAGAGCACAGCUCCACCCUGCUCCACCUUAAGAGGUCCCCAGGGAUUCGCUCAUGGUCUCUUCUUGUUGGUAUCGCAUCUGUCGGUUUGGCAGCUGCAUAUUACAGUUCAGACAGCAUCCUGUGGAAACUUUUCUAUGUGACCGGCUGCCUGUUUGUGGCCAUGCAGAACAUGGAGGAGUGGGAGGAAGCUGUGUUUGACAAAACCAAGAGCCUGAUUGAGCUCAAGACCUUUAGCUUGUACACCUUAGUUCUGACGUUAUGGAGGAAGGGGCAAGAGAAAGUUGUGCUGGAUCUGACCCAGCUGUGUGAUGUGUGCGUCCAGGAAGAGAAGGUUCGGUAUUUGGGAAAAGGUUAUCUGCUGAUGCUGCGGAUGGCUGCAGGCUUCUCCUACCCACUCACUCAAAGCGCCACUCUGGGGGGACGCAGUGAUGUAGAGGCGCUCUCCACGCUGCUGAAACGCUUCCUGGGGCUGGAGGAGCUGCAGCAACGCAGGCAGCAGGAGUACGAGGCCGAGUAUGGAGAGGAAGAUUCUCUGAACAACAGCACUGACUCAGAUGAUGAAGCAGAUGAACACUGAUUUCAUGCAAUUUUCCUGUAACUUUGGGUGUAUUGCGUUAGGGGCAUCAUGAUACUGCAAAAGCAUUCCAGGGGACAAAGUUUUAGUGAUGCUCUCAACACAAAAUAAUCUAUAAGCAUGUGCAUGACACUUCAGGGACUCUUUCAGUGUCUCCACACUGACCUCCUCUUUAUAUUUUUCAGUGUUUUGGGUAAAUUAAAGUGCAUUUGAAUGUCAUUUCCAUAUUAAUUUUGUUAAAAUAAUAAAAAAAGCUCCAGGAAGUCUUAUGAAAGUGAUUUUUUCCAUUCUGUACACUGUAGCUUUCUGUAAAUGAAUGUCAUGUUUAAACAGUUACUAAUUACUGUUUGACAAUACACUCCAGAUUAUAGAUUUUCUGUGCCUUCCUACUGAACUCUAAUAAGUGUUUAUAUGACAAUGGAAAGUGCUUUUCCCACAGUUUUCUGGGUCACCCAGUUCAUGGUCACCCUUUUGCAUGUUUAUUCAUACCCAGUCUGCAAUCCAGUUGAAUGCAUGUGUAAACUGUAAUUGAGCAUGAAGGAUUUUCUGAGCUCAGUUAAGAGUAAAUUAAGUGUGAAAUUUUGGGGUCUGUUGCUGUUAUGUCUUUUUACCUUUCUAUACUUUUUUGUGAACCAAAGACUGAAUCUCAGGCAAACACUUCCCCCCCCCAAAAAAGUAUAAUGAAACAGGGCUGAUGGUGAAUGCUGAUAUGUGCUGCUUGAAAGGAAAAAAUCUGAACAUUUUUGUUAACUGUUGGUUGAUUUUAUUGUUCCUGUUUAUUUUCAUACAUUUGCAAAUCAUAUAUAAAGCUCUUUUGUACUUUAA
Messenger RNA from Acanthochromis polyacanthus (spiny chromis), 1581 nucleotides. Its product is annotated as cytochrome b-245 chaperone 1 homolog. The transcript has 6 exons. NCBI's taxonomy places the organism in Eukaryota, Metazoa, Chordata, Actinopteri, Pomacentridae. The record is from RefSeq and is a predicted model, not a curated record. The coding region runs from base 163 to 759 and encodes 198 amino acids.